AUGAAUGCCUUUUUUGAUGGAUAUGUCAACCCAAAGACUACAUUAAAACAAUUUGUUAAACAAUAUGACAAUGACUUGAAAAGUAAGGUAGAGAAAAAGAAGAAAGCUGACUUCAAGUCUUGGUACAAAGUCUUUGAUUGCCUAACUGUGUAUGGUUUUGAGAAGCAAUAUCAGGAUGCCUACACCAAUGCAAAAUUCAAAAAAGUUCAAGCAAAGAUAAAGAGACUAGUUUAUUGUCAGUCGUUUCUUGUGAAAGAAGAGGGUUCAAUUUGUACAUAUUUUGUGAAGGAAGCCGUGGUAGUUUUGGGGAAGAUGAAGCAUGUGGACUUUGUUGUCUAUUAUAAUUCGACAGAAUUUGAUGUGCAAUUUAUGUGUCGGUUGUUUGAAUUUAGGGGCAUCAUGUUUGCUCACUCACUCGUUGUGCUCAUUAUAAGAUGCAUAAAUGAGGUUCCAAAUAAAUACAUUCUACCACGAUGGAGAAAAGAUUUGGAUAGAUGGUACACAUGCAUAAAAACCACAUACACUGGCUUUGGAGAUAAUUUCAAUGCAAAGGUCUAUGAUAAGAUGAACAAAAAAUUGAUUGGCAUUGUACACUUUGCUGGGAACUCUGAAGGGAAAAUAAAAAUUAUCGACCAUGGGUUGGAUGAAAUCAAGGCAAGAGUGAUGAAAGAUGAUGAAGGUGGUGGGUGUAAUGUAGCACCUUUGACUAGUAAUGUACCACCUAUUACUAGUAAUGUACCAUUUUCCCCAAUUGACAGCAUUAAUAGAAAGGCAAUCAGUCAUACAAAGUUGCUUAGUCCUUUGGUUGCUCACCGAAAAGGUCGUCCAGUUAGUAAAAGAAAGGUCGCCAAAGUAGAUCAAAUAGUCAAUUUGUUGAAGGCAAGCAAAAGAAAACAUAACAAAUCAAAGGGACACAUGGUCAAUGCUAUUGGAGGCACAUCUCUUACCUCGGCAAGUUCGGACAUUAUGAGAAGACAAAGUUUCAUGAAUGCCCCAACUCAGAUUUAUGGAGUCGGCACAUCUCUUACCCUGUCGGACUGUAUUAGAGGCACAUCGGGAAUUAUGAGAACUCAACAAUCCAUGAGUAUUACGCAUCAAAUUUAUGGAGUUGUACCGUCUUUAUUUGUUGACUUGAAUGUACAAAUGGACUACAAUGACCGUGGUAGUUUUCGUUAG
Molecule: messenger RNA, 1176 nt
Organism: Camellia sinensis
Lineage: Eukaryota; Viridiplantae; Streptophyta; Magnoliopsida; Ericales; Theaceae
Product: protein FAR1-RELATED SEQUENCE 6-like
Biological process (GO): regulation of DNA-templated transcription
Source: RefSeq, a predicted model, not a curated record